Colletotrichum higginsianum IMI 349063 is the source of this 1707-nucleotide messenger RNA. Its product is annotated as Major facilitator superfamily transporter. NCBI's taxonomy places the organism in Eukaryota, Fungi, Ascomycota, Sordariomycetes, Glomerellales, Glomerellaceae. The coding region runs from base 1 to 1707 and encodes 568 amino acids. The record is from RefSeq and is a predicted model, not a curated record. The transcript is spliced from 4 exons. Gene Ontology annotation, molecular function: transmembrane transporter activity. Gene Ontology annotation, biological process: transmembrane transport.
AUGCCCGCACCCCGCGAGUCUGUAGAGGACGAUAGAGACGGCCUGCCAUAUCUGCAACGCAAUCGUUCCUCCUUGUCUGAAACCGUGAGAAGGAUAGGCGAAAACGAAGCCCGCAGCAGGUAUGAGGCUCGGGCCGAAGAGCAAGGCCUUGACGAGAAAAAGACGGCGAGCCCGAACUCUUCCAGCAACGAAGAUGAAAGAACGAUCAUUUCUUGGGACGAUGGUGAUCCAGAGAACCCGUACAACUGGUCCAAUACCAGAAAGUUUCUCAUUCUCUGCUUGACUAUGAUGCAAGUCAUCAACAGCACCAUGGGCUCUGCGCUACCCUCCAAUGCGAUUCCUUUCAUUACAGCCGAAUGGGGCGUCACGAACGAGCAGCAAAAGGUCCUGCCCAUUUCCGUCUUCCUCAUCGGCUACGUCUUCGGUCCGGUUGUUUGGGCACCCCUCAGUGAGCACCUCGGCCGUCGUACGCUGACCAUCAUCACCUUCGUCAUGUUCACCAUCUGGACCAUGGCUUGUGCUCUGGCGCCGAACUGGCCUGCGUUCCUCAUUUUCCGAUUUUUGACGGGGGUCUUUGCCAGCUCGCCCAUCGCCAUCGUGGCCGGGAUUCUCGCGGAUAUCUAUGGCAAUACCGAGUCUCGCGGCCGUGCCAUGACCGCCUUCAUGGUUACCACCGCCUUCGGUCCUCUCUUCGCUCCCAUUGUCUCCGGCUUCUGCUCCCCGACCAUAGGAUGGCGCUGGUCCUUCUGGAUAGCGCUCAUCUACGCCGGCGCCACCUUGGUGCCGAUCAUCCUUCUACCCGAGACCUACGGCCCGAUCCUACUCUCCCGCCGCGCUCGCAACAUGCGCAAACUCGACCCCUCCGCGAACAUCGUCGCCCCCCGCGAGAUGGAACGCACCGACUUCAAGCAGUUGGCCACCGUCGUACUGACACGUCCCAUGCGCAUGAUCAUAUUUGAGCCCAUCGUCAGCUGCACGUGCGCGUACCUCGCCUUGGUCUACACCAUCUUCUACAUGUCUUUUCAGGCAUUCCCUAUCAUCUUCCAGCAGCUUUACGGUCUGUCGCCCGGCGUGGCCGGACUGGCGUACCUCCCCAUAGGCGGCGGCUCGCUGAUCGCGGUCCCCAUCUUCAUCGGGUGGGAGCAGGGCCAUCUCCGCGCUCAGCGUAGUGGCUCCGAAUGGGCGAAGCAGGAGGAGUUCCGGCGCCUUCCUCUGGCGUGCAUCGGCGGGCCGCUGUUCUUCAUCUCAUUGUUCUGGUUGGGCUGGUCGUCCAGGGAGGGCAUCAGCUUCGUCGUACCCAUGCUGGCGGGCAUCCCCUUUGGCGCGGGGUUCAUGCUCAUCUUCAUCGCCCUGCUGAACUACCUCACCGACGCCUACGAGAUCUUCGCCGCCAGCGCAAACGCUGCGGCCUCGACCAGCCGGUCUCUGUUGGCUGUCGUGCUGCCACUGGCGACAACGCGCAUGUUUCACGAGCUGGGCAUCGCGGGAGCGUGCAGUCUGCUUGGCGGUCUUAGUGCCGUGAUGUGCAUCAUCCCCUUCAUCUUCAUAUGGAAGGGCGAGCAGAUACGGGCGGGAUCGAGGUUUUGUCUUGCGCUGAGAGAGAGGAAGGCGGAGAUGGAGAGGAAGGUCGAGGAGCAGAAACAAAAGGAGGAGGCGAGGAGGGCGUCACGGCAGAGCAUUCUGCCCGUUCCAAAAGCGGAGGUCUGA